Molecule: messenger RNA, 381 nt
Organism: Trypanosoma brucei brucei TREU927
Lineage: Eukaryota; Euglenozoa; Kinetoplastea; Trypanosomatida; Trypanosomatidae
Exons: 1
Coding region: 1-381 (126 amino acids)
Source: RefSeq, a predicted model, not a curated record
AUGUUAAAUAGCUGUUUGUGCAAAAUCUUCAUGUUUGUCCGGUUUCUGGUACUCAUUGUUUUCGCAUUAUGUACCAACAUCUUGAGUGCUGGCGCGAAGGAAUGCAAACUGAUGGGAGAAAUGGAAGCGUGGAAACAUGAUGGUGGCUCUUUUAUUCAUGACGAGAAGUCCGGAACGUGGCAUGAAUUAAACAGCGACGGGGAAAGUGUUGCAUCUUUCGUAGAAUUCACUCGUAAAGAUGAUACCGUUGUCUUACGCGAUGAGAGCCGGCACCUGUUUUUACUUCUGCGACCCGAUCUUGCUGCAAUUAUGAAUAAUGGGGACGAUAACUUCCAACCGCUUUUUCAGGGACGCUUCGUCAGCUCAGUGAGUUGUGCAUGA